GAUGGUUUCAGAGAAUGCGGCGGCGGUUCAGCCAGAGCCUCCAGAGGCGCCGCCGGCGAGCCGGGACAGGCUUCUCGGCGGGCUCCUCUCGCCGGACGUCAGCGAGAGCUCCUGCCUGAGCCGGUACGCGUCGUCCCUCCACCGGAGGGCGUCGCGGCACUCGCCGUCGCCGUACCUGGCGUCCCGGCUGCGCAAGUACGAGGCGCUCCACCGCAAGUGCGGGCCGGGCACGCUCUUCUACAAGAAGUCCCUGAUGCAGCUCCCCUCCGCGCACAGCAUGGGCCUCGUCGAGUGCCGCUACCUCGUGUGGGCGGCGCCCACCUCCGGCCACAUCGGCGACCGCGUGCUCUCCAUCGCGUCCGCAUUCCUCUACGCGCUGCUCACCCGCCGCGUCCUCCUCCUGCAGCUCGCCGACGACAUGGCCGGCCUCUUCUGCGAGCCCUUCCCGGGCGCGACGUGGGAGCUCCCCGCCGGGGGCUUCCUCCCCGAACACGUCGAAGGGCUCCGCCGCGGCAGCGACCGCAGCUACGGGAACUUCAUCCGGGCCGCCAAGAAGGACCGGAGCGACGACGACGGCGACCCCGCCGGCGUGCGGGCCGAGACGCUGCCGUCAUACGCGUACGUGCACCUGGAGCACGACUACCGGCAGCCGGAGCAGCUCUUCUUCUGCGACGAAGACCAAACCGUGCUCGGCAAGGUGAACUGGCUGAUCCUGCGCUCCAACCUCUACUUCGCGCCGGGGCUGUUCCUGGUGCCGCAGUUCGAGGAGGAGCUCCGGUGGAUGUUGCCGGAGAGCGACACGGUGUUCCACCACAUCGGGAGGUACCUCUUCCACCCGUCCAACGAGGUGUGGGAGCUCAUCACGAGGUACUACACGUCGUCCAUGGCCAGCUUCGGAGAAACGAUCGGACUGCAGAUCACCACCUUCGCCUGGAACCCCGUGCCGUUCGAGGAGUACUUCAAACAGGUCACGGCCUGCACGAGUCAGGAGAAGAUCCUGCCGGAGGUCGACACGGCCUCAGCCGUCCUCCAUGAGGCGACGGCGGAGGCGGCGACGUCGAAGGCGGUGCUCGUAAGCUCGGAGCACCCGGAGUACGCCGAUAAGCUCAAGUCCAUGUACCACGAGCACGCGACGGUGACUGGAGACACCGUCAGCGUGCUGCAGCCCGGCGGCGCCGGGAACCACUCGCACAACCAGAAGGCGGUGGUGGAGAUGUUCCUGCAGAGCUACUGCGACGUGUCCGUGGUGAGCGGCUGGUCCACCGUGGGGUACGUCGGGCACGGCCUCGCCGGGGUGAAGCCGUGGCUGCUGCUGGCGCCGAGGAACAAGACGGCGGCCAACCCGCCCUGCGUCCAGGCGACGUCCAUGGAGCCGUGCUUCCACGCGCCGCCGAGCUACGACUGCAGGGCCAACAAGAAGGGGGACCUAGGCGCCGUUCUCCGGCACGUCAGGCACUGCGAAGAUGUUGACGAUGGCCUCAAACUGUUUGACUGAUUUUGAUCGGGUAGCUUUCGAAUGACCCCAUAAAGUUAGAAGCAGGAAAGGGUCGCAGGUGUGUUGUAGCAUGAACUUCUCUUGUUCAAACAAAAGUAAUACUCUGAUUGUUUUGCCAAAUGUACUUACCUUAAGCAAAAGGAAUAUAUACCCAACAAAUUUCAUUUUA
Molecule: messenger RNA, 1664 nt
Organism: Hordeum vulgare subsp. vulgare (domesticated barley)
Lineage: Eukaryota; Viridiplantae; Streptophyta; Magnoliopsida; Poales; Poaceae
Product: galactoside 2-alpha-L-fucosyltransferase-like
Exons: 1
Coding region: 2-1495 (497 amino acids)
Biological process (GO): xyloglucan biosynthetic process; cell wall biogenesis
Cellular component (GO): Golgi apparatus; membrane
Molecular function (GO): galactoside 2-alpha-L-fucosyltransferase activity
Source: RefSeq, a predicted model, not a curated record